Molecule: messenger RNA, 6051 nt
Organism: Symbiodinium sp. CCMP2592
Lineage: Eukaryota; Dinophyceae; Suessiales; Symbiodiniaceae
Source: the annotation of a GenBank genome assembly
AUGUCUCCUGACUUGUGGGGCUUUGCAGCUGUUACCACACCAUCUUGCUGUCUGCAUCACGAGCACCCCAGCCCAAGCCUGCAAAACCGACAGCAAAGAAAGAAGCAGAGACCUUUGCCUCUCGCCUAUGGAAAGCUCGGUCACAAGACCAGCCAUGGGCUCCGCCGGCAGAUACCUACACAGACCUUGAGGACACCCUACGGCGUGUGGCUCAUGGAUCAAGAAGGCCAGGAGCCUGACGAGGAGGAUGAUGCGAACUCCGUCUCUGUGGCCAGCUUGACGGAAGAUGAAGUGGCAGCUGCCCUUCGAGAGUACCGUGGCAUCCUGACGCGUAAGAUGCUCAAGAAGGCUCGUCGAUCCCGAGCAAAGGCGAAAAGCGAGGAGGCCCAGGCUGCAGAGCAGAGCGGGCCCAGUCGGCGCCGCUUCUAUGCGAUGACUUCGGACAGGCUUGGAAACGAGAAGGCCUUGGAUGGCUCCUGGAUCGACAAGCUGCAAGAGCUCUUGGAUGACACGGCCGAUGCCUACGGGGCUCGAACCGAGUGGCAAGCCGAAGUGCAUGCGGCGGAGCAGAAGGAGCUGAGAGAUCAGAUAGGUGGCUACUUGGGCAACUUCUUCCAGGUAGGCAGCGAUAGCAUAGACGCCGUGACUGGGCAUUUGGUGCAAGUCUGGCGCUCUUUGAACACUCCAAUGGAAGCAUCUGGGGCUCUUGAACCGCGAGACGCGGCACCAGACAUGGACAUCGCGAUGCGGGAGGUGGUGCAGUCGCUGAAAGAAGCGAGAGACAUUGGCAGCUCUCGUGCGAACAAGAUGUCCCACCAGUGGUUUGCCUACUUGACGAAGGAGGUCUUCAAGGUUGAGCAGUUUGGGGAGCACCAGCGGAUCCAGAGCUUGGAGCAGCUGAAGUCUCGUCUUCGGCUGCAUCACGCGUAUGAGGACCUGACAGACCGCUGGGACCGGAUGGACAACUUGAAUAUGGGCCUCGAAGAGGCCGUCAACAACAAGGCGAUCCUGGGCCAGGCGGUGGAGCAUGCCGAGAGUUUGCUGAAUCAGCAGGUCGAGGCAGAUUUCCACAAGACUUUCCAGAAGGAAACGAAGCAGCUGCUCCUACAGGCUGCAAAGGCUCGUGCGGAUUUGGUUGGACAGGUCGAGAACGUGGUGAGGCACCGCGGAGUGCUGCGCUCUGAGCUCCUGAUGCACCUCGGGGAGUUCAACGACAAACUCAAAGCCUGGCAUGUGAGAGCAAGCAAAAAAUUCCAGGAGGGCAUCCUUGAGUUGAAAUCUGCCAGGCGCCAGGCAGAGAACCGAAAGAAGACUGCGGACAGCACGCUGCAAACGAUCAAAGCUCAAGUGCAGAGCAUUCAGUCCGAGCUCAGUCAAAUGCUGAGUCCAUACACCGGCAGUCAGAUGGACAUAGAAGUGGACUUCAGCACCUUCGAAAUCAUAUCCUGUCCAGCCAAAGAUGUCAUGGUGUCCCGUAUCUUGCAAACCGUUGCUGACCGAGAAGACGCUAUCGUGCCCAGCUUGGUCUUGUCUGCCGUGAAGGAUCUCGUGAACCGGAGUCCUAUCGAGCGGCUUCAGAAAUCCACUGCGGCACUGGUACCUGAGCACUCCCUCUGGCAGGACAGGGCGCGUGUUCGGGAAGUGCUGAACUUCGCUGGUGUCCAAGCACAGCUGCGCCACAGGGCUGCGGCUACGUCGGACAUCGCCCGCUUUCUGGUGGAGAACAAGGGUUUGAUGUUGUUGCGUGGGCCGGACCGGCCUUUCUUAGAAGAGAUCAUCAAAGACCUGCGUUCAAUUACCUCGGAACGUACGUUCGGGUACAAUGCAACAGCAGCCGCGAAGCUGCUGAAGAAGGCUGAAAAUUUGCUCAAGGUCCUUUCGGCUGCGAAUUGCCGCGGGAGUGAUUUUCGGCGUGGCUGCGUGGGUGCCGAGGCAUCGCUCGUCAUGGGCUUGCUGCAGUUUGGUGGCCUCGUUCGAGCGCAGCGAGGUUGCAAGCUUUUGGCUGCAUUGUACAGCUUACGCAGCCUCCAGCUGCGAAAGCAAGCGCUGGGCACAGCGAUGGAAGUGCCGGCAAGCAGACCUGUUUGGGACCAGGUCCGGGCUAUCGAGGCAGCUUUACGAGCCGUGGAUGGUAGUUUGAACAUCUUGGCGGAGCAGGCAAAGAAGCUUGCGCAAGAUGGCAGCACGAUUUCCUCGGGGUACAGCCACGCUCUGGAGCAGCUGUUGGAGGUCACCCAGCAGUUGGCGACAAAUCGAAGGAUUGAUGUGUGGACAUCAAAGGGUGUUUCGCAAGAAAAGAUCGAUGCUGCUGGCACUGAGACCAAUGCCGAGGGCAAGAGUGUGGAGAUCGACCUCUUUCCCGAUUUGCCAGCCCUGCUGGCAGCGGGGCCUCAAGCAAAGCAGAGUCACGGCAGCCCCGGCUGUGAUGCAGGGCAGAUGGCCCUGCAUGCAUUGAAGCACCAGCAAGCAAUGCUGAAGAUGCAUUUCAAACUCCGAAAGUGGCUGCAUUGCGCUCUGCUGCCAAAUCUGUCUGAGAGAGACUUUGAGAAGACACAAGAGGCUGUGGAGGCCUCGCAGGCGUAUCUUCAAGGCCAGCUGCCGGCGGAUGAGGCAGACUCAGUCAGCAGCUCGAGAUCUUCGGAAAGCAGCGAAGACUCGGCGCCUCUCUCCAGCCCACGGACUCAAAGGUCAAGCACUUUGGGUGCCGUCAGCCCCCUUCAGUCCAUGACACCCGGUAUAGAACAAGUGGAUGACGAUCAUCGGGGCUCGAUGAACGAUCUAUUGCGGCAGCGUAGCGUUUCGGACAUGCUGCAUGACAGGCGCUUCGAUGCAAACUUGUCCCAGCGGAUGUCUGAACGGUUUGCUGCCAAUGCUGACAGCUACAAGGAAGCCCUGUAUGAGAGCUCUCACGAGACAGACUUGGCCUCAUCUUCGGAGGAGCAGGUCUUGCCUUACGAGGUUCUGCAGCAGCGCUCCCAGGCCACAUUUCUGAGAUGGGCCUCCUCGGCACCGCCGAAAGCCGCUGCAAAGCCAAGAGCUAAAGCAAGAGGAGGGAUCAAGCAUGGCUCCAACUGGGCGUUGAAGGCUACGGCCGGGGAGGCGUCCAGCUCGUCUCCUUCGCCAAAGUCGGGUCUCGCGAAGUUUUCGCCGAGGGUCUACAGGGAUCUGGCCGGUCGGCAAGUGGCACAAACUUCCUCACGGCCAACGAGUGGAGUAAGUGGAGCCAGCAUGCCAGGCAGGCUUGGAGGACAUGAGGCCGAAGCCGGCGUGGCGAGCGACUCGGAUGCUGACACGUCGCGAUACACCGGUCAGAAUUCCAGCCCCGAGUUGACCCCGCGAAGACAGCGGAUGUUGGUCGCAGACCAGGCCGAUCCGGACAUCCGGGAGAUGAAAGAGACUGAAGAGCUGGAGACGGUCGCAGGUGAGGUCCAUGAUCGGCAAGAGCACCACGUCCGCCACUCCUUGCGGCAUAAGCCCAGACUGGUCCAGGAAUCUGUGGAUGCCUCGUCCUUGGUGCUGGCAACAAGUAGCACAGCACGUGGCAGAACCCAUCAGUACCCACAGCCUGGCAAGCCCAGAUCCCAGAGCCCCAAAAGCACCAGCCCUCCACCAGUGCCUUUGCACUCUAUGCCGGAUUUGCGCCCGCCACUGCCGGAUUUGCGUCCGGGCGCAAUGCAGACUGGAUUGCAUGUGGCGGCUGCAGAGGUGGGCAGUUCGGCAGGCGAUGAGCCCAAUCUGCAGUCUACCCCGUCUGCCCCUGUCACUUUCACUCUAGAGGAACUUGGUGAGCCCGAAACAGUUCAUCCCACGACAGCCCCGCCAACGGAGUUCACGGCGGAGCCAGGCAAGUUCAACAAGCAGACGAUGAUGCGAGCGUUCUCGACGAAGCACCAGACGACGGAAGACGACCUUCCGAUGGAACUGGAUGACGUGGAGGAGGCUGAGACGGCAAGUCUGAAUACUGAGAGGGUCCAGAGUGGUGACAUUGCCAUGGGCUCCAUGGACAGGCCGGUGGAGAGAGCAGAGGAAGCUCCAGCUGGAGCGGAGGCUGCGUCCGGUAUUUGUGAAGAUGGCAACAGAUCUGUAGAUGGGUCGGAGGCUCUGGAAGAUGAGAUCGCAGAGACGGAGACCUCCAAAGCCGGACCACUUCACUCCGGUCGGAUGCAUCACGCCAGUUUGGAGAACAUGGAAAAUAUGGAAAGCAUCGACCCUGGAAUCGACCCUCAGCCGGAGUUGCUCCACAGCCAGUCGGGCUCCUACACCAACGUGGCGCCCCCGUCCUUGGCAAGGCCGCGGCCCCGGACGUCGGAGAAGGCUCCGCGACAUGGCCGUGCCUUCCCUCCAGGCUGCGCGGAAGCUGACAGAGCUCUGACGGGUCCGCCGGGCACUGCACGUCGACUUCAACUCCAUAGCAGGCCAGCGUCUGCAUCGAAGCCUCGUCCUGCCCGGCCUGAAGCCGUGACCGAAGAAACGGAACGUGGCUGGCUGCCUUGGCCAGAGUCCCUGGCAUCCAGGUUUCUUCCCGAGUCUGAGAGGAACGACGAGCGGACACCUACUUCUGCGAUCGAGACAGCAUACUUUGCACCCGUUCAUGUCGAUGUCAAGACUGUCAGCAAGCAAGCUAUGAUCGUGAAGCAGUUGCAGCUGGAGCCUCCGUCAGCAGACUCCCAGCAGCCCCAACAACCGUCGCCCGUACAGCCGCAGAAGCCUCAGCAGCCCCAACGCCUGCCACAGCAUCCAAUGCAAAGACAACGAUCCGGGGAAGGGAAGGAAGUGCCUCAAAAGGCUACCGACGAAUCUGCUGAAGCUCUACCUGUCCAAAUUGCGAAGCCCUGCAUCUUCAACAGGGCUUCCACACCGGAAAUCGGUCGUCUGAUCAGUGAUGGGGCCGGAUCCGAGCCGCCAGUACUUCCCUAUUCAGACUCCUCUUGUACGGAAGAGGUGUCGGUACACGAGAGCGGGGGAAGCUUCCCCGAGGCUCAAAAUAUGUUGCAGAAUGGGUCGCAGGCUCAUCCAAGAUGUGAGGUCGGUCCAAUCCGGAAAGGGCUGCCCAUGACGAGACGCGGGGUGGCGCAGCUGCUGAAACAGCAUGAAGUUGCCCCAGACGAGCUGUCACUCUGUGGCGAAGCUGUAAAGCCCAGCAAGACACAACGUCGUCCAGCAACGGCUUCCUCGAAAGAAGUUCAGAUGCAUCACGUCCACUCCGAUCCGAGCCCACAGGUACCGGGGACGAUGAUGCACAUCAGGAUCCCCAUCUCGGCCGAGCUGCUUUCAAAUGCAUUGGCAGGUGAGCGGCCGCGGCGAUUAUCUUCCAGUUCUCCGAAGAAUGUGACGACUCUUAGGCAUUCUGUCAGCGCGGUUAAGCACGACCCGCACGAGGAGUGUAUAUACGAUGAGGGCAUGCCGGUCGCGCGAGAAGAUUCGUUUGCGCUGUGUGAUUCGCCUUCGACGACUCCUCUGGAAUUCACGCCGACAUUCCACGGACCGAGGCGUACGCGGACGAUGACAAAGGACGACUCCCCCUAUUCUCCUGCAGAUGCAGACGGGCCGGAAGGAGUGUCCUUCCACUUGGACUCGGCUCUUGGCACUGACGCGGACACUUCGAACUUGAAUUCGAGAGUUGUGACCGCGACGGACUCCAUUGAAACAGCGAGUUUCAUCAGACCGCCGUCACAGAAGGUUGCUGGAAUGCUGAUGCGAUCUCGAUAUGCGCCGAUGUUGUCGAUCCAAACCGUCAGCAUCUCCGAUCACAUGAAUCGUUCCAAGCCUUCAGAGGAAAUGACUACCGCACUGCCUCAGCACAACCACAGAAAUGAGAGCCAUCCAAGACCAGCUCCAAAUGUCGCAGCCGGACGCAACGUCCGCGCUGCAGACCCGCGUCAGUGGGAGGGCUGGCAGCUCCGACCGCCAAGUCUGUUGCCCAGCGCUCCGGUCGCGAUGGCGACUGUACCAGAGCAUGCAGAGGAGAGCUUGCGCUCCUGGCGGGUCAAUCGACCCAGCUCCGCCUCAGCUCAGCCCAAAGUGCGUCCGAAGACGCCCAGGCUCUUGUGA